AAAGAUUGUCCAGUCCUCAGCUCUGUCUUGCCAGUUGACGAGGGGGAAAAAAGGGGAUUACCCAGGCCCAUGCUAAUCUUCAAGUCCACCAACAGGCCACACCCACCUCCACCCCUGCGCCUCGCCAGCCCCCGACUUCCCAGGGGAAGCAGUUAUUUAAGAGCAGCUGUUCAGGAAGAACAAGAGGGUCAUUUGGAGCUAUCAGUUCCAGCAUCUUCUGAGAGGACUGUGAGCUGGGCAGAAUAGGAGCCAAGGCAGGAGCCAGGGCCACCUAGGAGAGGAGCCCAGACCUAUCCAGCUGCCCUCGUCCUGCACAGAACUCUCAGCAUGCGGACGCUCCUGCUACUGGCAGUGAUCAUGGUCUUUGGCCUAAUGUGGGCCCAGGGGGAUCUUGUGAAUUUCCAUACCAUGAUCUCCUUGGUGACAAGAAAGAAUGCCGCAUCCAGUUAUGGCUUCUACGGUUGCCACUGCGGCCUGCGUGGCAAAGGAGCCCCCAGGGAUGCAACGGAUCGGUGCUGUGCCGCCCACGAUUGCUGCUACUAUCGUCUGGAGAAGCGUGGAUGUGGCACAAAACUUCUGAAAUACAAUUUUAAAUACCGAGGAGGCAAAGUCGUCUGUGAAGCGAACCAGGGCUCCUGUCGGAGGCAGCUGUGUGAAUGUGAUAAAACUGCUGCCUACUGUUUUGCUAAAAACCGGAAAUCCUACAAUAGGAAGUACCAGUUCUAUCCCAAUGCGCUGUGCGGUGGGAAAGGGCCCCGAUGCUGAGGCCCCUCUUCCUCCAAGCCUUGCCACCCAGUGCUGCGUCCCUUCUCAAACACCUUCUCUCCCAGCCCCCACCAGCUCCCUGCAAUCAAGAGAACAGUCCCGGCCCAUCCUAGAGGCAAGCGAGGAGCCCUUCUGUCCCCAUCCAGAACAAGAAGACCAAACCCUCUGCCAGGCACCUCUGCCAGGCCUCUUCCCCAGGCUACCUGCACAGCUGAUGUCCCCACUCCCGCCCUUCCCUGCUUAGCUGUAGCGGCUACACUCCUGGGGGUCUUUUUUGAAUAAACCAAUUUGUC
This is a messenger RNA of Sciurus carolinensis (gray squirrel), 1058 nucleotides long. RefSeq names its product phospholipase A2 group IIA (gene Pla2g2a). The transcript has 5 exons. The record is from RefSeq and is a predicted model, not a curated record. Gene Ontology annotation, biological process: lipid catabolic process; negative regulation of T cell proliferation; phospholipid metabolic process. Gene Ontology annotation, molecular function: calcium ion binding; phospholipid binding. Bases 328 to 765 code for a protein of 145 amino acids. NCBI's taxonomy places the organism in Eukaryota, Metazoa, Chordata, Mammalia, Rodentia, Sciuridae.